Molecule: messenger RNA, 1095 nt
Organism: Hyphopichia burtonii NRRL Y-1933
Lineage: Eukaryota; Fungi; Ascomycota; Pichiomycetes; Serinales; Debaryomycetaceae
Exons: 1
Coding region: 1-1095 (364 amino acids)
Source: RefSeq, a predicted model, not a curated record
AUGUCACAUAGUAAUGUUAGGUUUUCCGAUUUAGUGAAUGCCAAAAUUUCAGCAUAUAUAAGAAGUUCCGAUCCAUUAAUUGUGGCAGCUCAUAUAAUUGAUUUUGAUAUCGAAAAACAUGCCCCAUUUAUCAACGAUGAAGAUCCUGACUUUGAAUCGAAUUGUCAAGCAGCGUAUAUUAAUAACUUAGGUACUCCUAAUGCAUCAUAUUUCAUGCCAGAAAAUUUCCCAUCAGCGGCCCGAGUUACCAAUAUCAAGGGAUAUAAGGCAUGGCUAAACAACUUGAGUUCAUACAAGGGAACAUUCAUGAUACCAGAUGUAUUAUUGUAUGAUGUGCUUGUUAAUGCUGCAGUUAAAGUUGAAGAUGAAAAAUUUAGCAGAUUUAUUGAGACUUGCAGUAAUUCACAAAUAAUGCAAAAUAGGCCAAUACUUUGGAAGAGGAUAUACUUUCGAGUGAAUCAGUUACUUCCAAGGGAUAAAGGAAUCCACUCAUUCAUUAACCGAAUUUAUAAAAUUUUCAAUUCCGAAUUUCAUUAUUCUGAGAGUGAAUUAAUUCAAGAAGUCAUGGUAGCAGUUGAGACCUGGCCUGGAGAAAUUACUGCUAGGGAAUAUUCUAUAAUAGUUCAUUAUUUUUGGAAGUAUUGUCAAACACAUAUGGAAUCAUUAUGUAAUAGAAACCAAGAGUAUAAUUGUAUUAAGUUUAUUAAAACCAAACCAGAAAGAGCAUUUUUAGUUGGCAGUGUUGCAAAUUCGAAAUUUUAUGCUGAUUUUGAAUGGGGGCAAUUUAUCGAAGAUAUGUAUAAUGAAUGUCUGGUUGUCAGAGAAUUUGCCCCUACUAUUCAAACAAGGGAAGAAGAAGAAGAAGAAAUAAACCCUGAUACUACUAGUGAUAAUAUUAUUAAGACACCAUCAUGUGGAUUUUGUGGAGAGAUCAAUCAUAAAGUGAAAUCUUGUGAAAAAGUAUUACAGAAUAUUCAAUUAGGUAACCUAGUAAAAGAACAAAGUAGAUAUUUCUUAUCUGAUGGUACAAGAGUUGUCUUCAAUCCAAUCUUACCACCAGCUUUGAUCAGGUAUCAAGACCGGUUAAUUGGUUAA